GGCUGAUAGCUCCUCCAGGUACGUACUUGAGGCUGUCGUGAGCCUGGGUGGCACAUACACAUUUCUCACGCCACACUGGGUAUACCGGGCUGGCACCAUCAUAAUUCAGAACAUGCCCGAGAUCUACGAAGCCAACGUCAUACAGCUCUACUCCAACACCGUUCAUGUGUUGGAGCUUUCGUCCUGGAAGUGGCCAAGCUCUGCUGCCCUCAAUGCCUCUCUGGCCGAUCUCAUGACGCAUAUGAAAAGUAAAUACAGACCAAACUGGGCUGAUAAACUCCGCCUUGGAGAUGUCAGAAUAUGAUCACCAAUCACUCGCAGAACGUACCAGCGAUUCUUCAACCCUUCUUCAGGGGCGGAGCAUUCCUUCAGGCACAUGCAAGGCUCUGAAAUUUCUUCGCCCUUUUUCAUAGACGAACAAAGUGAGAGGUGAGAGGUCCACGAUGAAUUUUGCACGACACUUCUCAGCAAACGUCUUCUUCGUUCAACGGCCGCACAAAAGGAGCUGGCACCGACAGCUUUUCGUAACAAAUCAAGGCCUAGUACAGCACGAUAUGGCAUCGACUGAAGCGCAAAUAUUCAUCGUACACCGAUCUUUCAAUCCAUCGGGUGCUUAUGUCGACAGCUGGCUCUCAAAUUUCUACGCAGAUCUGUCUUCUGUGCAACACUGCGCCCAAAGAGUCCGAGAUGAUGUGGAAAAUGAUGGCGCAGAGGCGAUCAAUACGGAUGGUGCGUUCUCAUUCACCAUGACCUAUCCUUCGUACACUUGCGACAUCUCCAUCCAUCCUCUACUUUUACCGGAGCAUAUGCAGCCAAACUGUGGCUACGUCGUUUGUUGGACAUGUUGGCCUUCGCACUUGGUGGCAAGUCUGUGCCCAGUCGAUCGGGACCUUGUUUCGAGAUUCACGGGCGAUGAAGCACGCGGACACGCUGCUGCUUUGGCGUAUCACAGCAGUCAUCAGUCUGCGGGCGUGGACAGUCACUUGACCGUCGUUCACAACCAAUGUGGCCUGCCACGCCGGUUCGGAGAAAGCGAGGCGCAUACACACUUCACUAUUGAAGUCUUCAGGCGAAGCGUUAUUCUGGGUGAGGUGCAGGAUCGGACUGAAGAUCUUGGGGUGAUGAGUCUGAAGGAGUCGCUAUCCUGGUAACGACAAUGACACAAGACUUAAUGAUAACCAGUGUACAUCAGGGCGCGUUUCACAUUCUCUCUCGUAAGCUGAUAAUUGCACGGCCGUUGCUGCGGGUUUUGAGGUUGUUCUUCUACACGGACCCCGUGAUGGUGGUAUAUACCUCGGCCGUGCCCCAUCUCCAGCCUUAUCUACCCCGGGCUUAUUCAUCCGCAGACUUGGUCAUCCUCCUCUCUCGCUCUCGCCCUUGCUUUCGCUCUACCCCGUUCUACC
This is a messenger RNA of Didymella exigua CBS 183.55, 1403 nucleotides long. RefSeq lists its product as uncharacterized. The transcript has a single exon. The record is from RefSeq and is a predicted model, not a curated record. NCBI's taxonomy places the organism in Eukaryota, Fungi, Ascomycota, Dothideomycetes, Pleosporales, Didymellaceae. Bases 444 to 1151 code for a protein of 235 amino acids.